AUGGCAUUAGCCGCAGCAAAAUGGGCGAUAUCAAACAAGACUGUCUUGAAACAUUUAAUUUCAAUUCAAAAUGGAGCUUUAUGUUGUGUUAGUCAUAAAUCUACAUAUUCUUGUCUUCCAGAGGACUAUAAUUGCAAGGUAGAGCUGGCUUUGACAUCUGAUGGCAGGACAAUAGUGUGCUACCACCCUUCUGUGGACAUUCCAUAUGAACACACCAAACCUAUCCCUCAGCCAGAUCCUGUGCAUAAUGAUGAAGAAACACGUGAUCAAGUGCUGAAAACCAGAUUAGUAGAAAAAGAUGAACACAUUGAGCAAGGACCCAUGAUAGAACAACUUAGCGAAAUGUUCUUUACUACUAAGCACCGUUGGUAUCCUCAUGGACAGUAUCAUAGACGUCGUAUGAAACUGAAUCCACCAAAAGAUAGAUGA
Manis javanica (Malayan pangolin) is the source of this 429-nucleotide messenger RNA. NCBI's taxonomy places the organism in Eukaryota, Metazoa, Chordata, Mammalia, Pholidota, Manidae. The record is from RefSeq and is a predicted model, not a curated record.